GCCUGUUCUAUUUGGGCUAUGUCGUCAAUGCGGUCAGUCCUGUCAACCAUCGGCAGCUUGUCCGACUACGAGGAAGUUCGACAGCUUGGCAGCGGUACAUACGGCGACCUUUUCGUAUGCAACCGAAAACGAGACAACGAAAUCGUCUGUGUCAAGCAUAUCGAGCUGGGCCAUCUCACCACAGAACAAAAGGCAGCGUGUUGGAAUGAAGUGCACGUGUGCGAACGGCUCGUGCACCCCAACAUCAUUGCGUACCACAGCGCCUUCUUGGAUCGAAAGGGCACUUUGCUGGCCAUCGAAAUGGAGUAUUGCGACGGAAGUGACUUAGCAGCAUGGCUUUACAACCACCAGCAUGACAUUGACCAGUCCGUGGCGCUGCCGCUGUUUGUUCAGAUUGCCUUGGCGUUGCACCACAUGCACGGCUGCCACGUGUUGCACCGCGAUUUAAAGCCUAAAAACGUGUUUGUGUUUGAGAAUGGCCGGGUCGUCGUCGGCGACUUUGGUAUUUCCAAGUGUCUGGACUUGUCCAAUGGAUUCGCGCAAACACUAGUUGGGUCUCCAGCGUACAUGUGUCCUGAGAUAUUCGAAGGGCAGCCGUACCAUUUCAAGGCCGAUGUGUGGGCCCUUGGGUGCAUUCUGUACGAACUUCUCACGGGAAGGUGUCCGUUCAAAGCGAGCUCGUACCCUGCGCUCGUGACGCGCAUUACCUCUGGCGUGUUCGAUCCACUUCCGCUGUCAUCUCGUCCGUCGUUGGCUCGCUUGGUCUCAUCGAUGCUGUCGUUGAGACCUGAUGACCGCCCGUCCAUUCGCGAGAUCUUGCAAUCCCCCGGCUUGCAGCGCUACGUUCAACAAUACGUUGAACGUGCACACGAGUAUUUUAAUGUGGAUGCACAAGGCGAGAUCGCAAGGGGGGCCCUGCGCUCGCAGCAGCACGAGCUCUUAGCGAAGGGGAGUGUAGCCAGUCAACAUGCUGUCCAUCCCACCACGGGUCCCGAGAUCGAUGUCAAAACUCUUGUCAAGUCCAAGAAUAUCGCGACGGCGGACUCGACGUUGGACGCAAAAGCCAUCGUGCAGCUACGAGCAGUGCAAACGGCCCAGCGAUACAAAGAAAAACCUGGAGGGAAAAUAGCCAUGGACGUGCCCCGCUGUGAUAUCCACGUUCGGUCGAUUCAAAUCGUAUUUGGGGCAUUCACAUGGUGUAUCGAUAGCUGCACCAAUUCGACGCCAACCUGCCUUCAAACUUGCAUUUUCAGCCCCCACCCGCACCACCUCUUCAAAACCCAACUUGGAAAUCUCGACAGUCGUUGAAAGUGACCCCACGCGGCAGCCCCCCCAAGUCGCCACAUCAUCGGACGAAAACAAUGCGAGGCGUGUCGCCCCCUCCCCCUCCCGUGGUGGGCAUCAUUCGACCCCCUCAGUUGACGUUUCACGGUCUGGUCGCACAACGUAAAGGCGCUGCUAUGGAAGUUGUUGGCACCCAGCUGAAAUCCGCAACCAAAUCGCAAGCACUCAAGUAGUCGUUGUUUUGCUGACCGCGACAUGAAACUCAUAUUAAAUGCAACAAUUUACACUCAGCUAAGAC
Messenger RNA from Aphanomyces astaci, 1582 nucleotides. Its product is annotated as NEK protein kinase, variant. Gene Ontology annotation, molecular function: ATP binding; protein kinase activity. Lineage: Eukaryota; Oomycota; Saprolegniomycetes; Saprolegniales; Verrucalvaceae. The coding region runs from base 19 to 1308 and encodes 429 amino acids. Gene Ontology annotation, biological process: protein phosphorylation. The transcript has 11 exons. The record is from RefSeq and is a predicted model, not a curated record.